GGACCAAUACAAGUUCACAAGCGACCGAUACCCCCACGAGUAGCUCUCCGCUAAGCACGAUAGCACCGCCGCAACCACGCAUCAACGCGCGUGCCCGUGAUUUUCGGAAAUCGACUACGUGGAUCGGGGGCAUCGGCAUCUCGUUAACCGAAUAAAAAAUUCGCAACACCAUGGCCCGCACCUUGCUCGCAUCGACGCUCGCCGGCGCUGCCGCGCUGCGCGCCACGCGCCCGACGGUCUCGAUGCACACGAACAUCUUCCCGACCUUCACCAUUAAGGACAAGGCGGCGGUGCUGGGGCAGCGUCUUUUGCCGCGGCGGCGGGAUUUUUUUUGUUGGGGGUUGCGGUGUAUGUCCGCAUGGUGCUGCUGCCGCUGCGUGCUGCGCGCGGCGGCGGCGGCGCGCGGGAGGGCACCGUGCGGACGCUCGGCGCCGCGCCGUCGCGGCCGUUCGCUGCGUCGCGCGGCGCGCGCGGCGAGAGAGCGUGCUCGCGGGCAGCGCGCGGCGCGCGCGACGAGAGCGAGCGUGCACGCGGGCAGCGCGUCGACGAGCGAUGAAACACGCAGGCCCAGCCCCUCCUCGACAAGUGCGUCGAGGACACGAAGGCCGAGGCGGGCUGCCUCUACUACGGCUGGACGGUGAAGGAGGACGGCUCGAAGCUCUUCUGCCGGGAGACGUACGUGGACGGCGCGGCGGCGGGCGAGCACCUGUCCUGCGUCGCCGCGUCGGGCGCCUUGGGCGAGGCCCUCGAGAAGGGCUACAUCGCGCUCGACAAUAUUGAUGUGAUGGGCACGGAGGCGGACCUUGAGGCAGCCAAGAAGGUGCCCGAGUUCGAGGCCUUCGGCUGCGGCGCCUGGACGGUCUGGGACUCGUUCCAGAACUUCAAGAAAACCAGUGGAGAGGAGGCCUCCACCCAGGGCUUCUACACGAUCCAGCCGACCUUCACGCUCAAGGACAAGGCGGCGGCCGAGCCCUUCAUGAAGAAGUGCGUGGACCUCACGAAGAACGAGGAGGGCUGCAUGUACUACGGCUGGACGAUCAAGGACGACAAGCUCUUCUGCCGCGAGGCCUACGUCGACGCCGCCGCCGUCCAGGCCCACCUCGACAACAUCGUGCCGUCCGUCGGCGAGAUGCUCGACAGCGGAUGCGCGUCGCUCGACGAGAUCAACUUCAUGGGCCCGAAGGCGGGCUGGAGCACGUUCAAGGAGACCGCCGACUCCCUGGGCGGCGUCUACUGGGACGUCGACUCCAGUUUCUCGAAAUUCAAGAUGCCCUCCUUCAAGCUCGGCCCCUUCUCCUUCUAGAUGAUAGCCCUUUGCCACCCCGCACCUAUUUAACCACGACCUAUGCCGCUA
This is a messenger RNA of Pelagomonas calceolata, 1354 nucleotides long. The record is from the annotation of a GenBank genome assembly. Lineage: Eukaryota; Pelagophyceae; Pelagomonadales; Pelagomonadaceae.